This is a messenger RNA of Neoarthrinium moseri, 1359 nucleotides long. RefSeq lists its product as uncharacterized. The coding region runs from base 1 to 1359 and encodes 452 amino acids. The record is from RefSeq and is a predicted model, not a curated record. The transcript has a single exon. Lineage: Eukaryota; Fungi; Ascomycota; Sordariomycetes; Amphisphaeriales; Apiosporaceae.
AUGGCCACUGACUCUAGCUUGAGGCUCGGGCUCACAGAUGACUCACUUCCUGCACGCAUGUUUUGGCGUGACUCGCAGCAUUGGGACUAUCCUGGGGAUCACUUCGAGCCAGGUAAUCUAACGGCCUUUGAUCAGCUUUUCAACCGCCUGGCUUCUACUUUCAAGCCAAACCUCAACAGGAGCAGACUUAGGCGUGUUAUCAAGAAAAAGAAGCGCACUGAUGGCUCACGCGACUCGAAAUGGCUGACACUAUUCUACAAGAACAUUGUGGAGCAAAUCACCAUUGCUAUAGCUCAAGAGAACUUCAAGCAUAUUGCACAAACUACUGCCCUAGCCUUCUACGAGAUGGAUCAAGACUUCUACACAAGUUUCAAGCCUGCGCACAAGGACCAAAAGGCAUUUGAGAAAAUUCUAAGCCCUUGGUGGAGGGCCAGAUACGACAUUGUGGUUCUCUGCCUUCGUCUCCAGAAUGAGGCAAAAUUCCUGAAGGAUCAGCUUGCGGAAGAGACUGACCGUACUGAUACUGACCGGAUGGCCAUAAAUUACAGAGGAGCAUUUUUCACGCAUAAUUAUAACAUGCUGCGGAGUGUGUUGGAUGAAUCCAUGAUCACUUCUCGCCAGGGCGAAACGGUCACUUACCAGAUUUUCGAACCGCUACAACCGAAGUCUAGAGGCAAUCGAGCUGGAAAAAGACAGGUUUCCAAAAGUAUAACGACUUCGGCAAGAAUGGGUCAGGAAACCUCAGAGAAGGUGUCUAUUGGCCAAGAGAAGCCACAGGUUUUCGCUGAAGGUAGAGUGCUGGCUGUGCCGGAUAAGUCCCCCGAGGUCCACGUGUCUCCCGAUUCAGACAUAGAGCUUCAAAUCAAUGCCCAAAAACGCAAACAUUUCGAUGAAGGAGAAUCCAGCCAGUCACAGCCUCAGCCGCCUCCCAAGAAAGUCAAGGCCGAAUCACAUCUGACCACCCGAGCGAAUGGCCAGGAUAAGUCAGGGAAGCACGAUAAGGAACUCGUCAAAGCUGCACAGUUGACCAAACAGGAUAUAGGGAUGCAGGCUCCCACCGCUUGCAGAAGGUGUAAGAAUGGCAGCUGUCUUGUCGCAAGGGACCCACUAGCCUUCAAAAGCCUGAAGUGCCAGAAGUGCCUGCGUCAGAAGCAGAGUUGUACUUUUGAUCUGGAGAAUCCUGGCCGCCCAAUAUCUCCGGAAGCAGGGCAGUACUUCAAGGAACAAGAAGAAAAAAAGAAGCGACGGAAGCACUCAGCGUCGGUUUCCGCAUCUGAGUCAUCAUCGGUGCCAACGGCAGCCAAGUGUGCACAGCAAUCUACAUCCAUGGAAACAGGCGGAGGAUUCAUUGAGAAAUAG